AUGGCCAAGCGAAUCGCUGACUCACAGAUGACGCGAGAGGCUCUAGAUGCCGGGCGUUCGGAUGAUGAGGACGAUAGAAACUCUGACCUCCACCAGGGCUUCAAGCCAGCUUCUAGUGAUAUCAUGAGCAAACGGAAGAUUGCCCAACCAAGAAAACGGAAACAGAUGGCAUUUGGGAUGGACAACAGCAAAGGCAACGGGGAGUCCGCAAUGGCCAACGCUUUUUCGUUUGGAGCUGCCACGCCAGCGAGCGGCGGCUUCUCGUUCGGCAAUGCGAACCAACCGGUACCUGCCACUGCAUCUGCCACUGCAGAGGGGGCCUUCUCCGGUAUAAAAAGUUCCACACCAGCCGCAGAUAGCGGUGACGGUAAAACCGACAAGAGCGACAGAAACGCUAAGCACAAUGCUCUGAACCUACAGUUUCAAACCAAAAUCGGCGAAUUUAUCACCAGGGACCCAUGCGUCGAUCUUUCGAGUGCAUUUGAUCAGUACAAGCGCUAUUUGGAGGAUAUCAGGAGCGGUGCUGAAACAAGCGCAUCUUCCGCAUCUAAAGCCCCUGCUCCCGCGCCCGCCGCUAAGCUUGCUCCCCCACCCGCACCAGCUGAUGCCUCCUCUGAUUCCGAGUCUGACGACGAGGUCAAGAUCCAGGGACCUUCCUUUACACUGACUGAACAGCCAACCACCAAGGACUCGGUCUUCAGUUUCGGUGCCAAAAAGAAAAGGCAGGCUGAUAGCGAUUCUGAAAGUGAUAUAGAAAUCAAAGGUCCCUCCUUCACCUUCGAAUCUGCCACUUCCGCUCCUAAAAGCUCCGUUUUCAAGCUUGAAUCCACCGCUACGCCACAGUCUCAAAGGGAAAGUGCCACCAAGAUUUCCGCAUCCGUUUCUGCUCCGUCGGAACAGGCCCAAGACGCUGCUCCCGCGGCGAAGGAAACGUCCUCAAAAUUCAGCUUUGGUGCCAGCACCACAAAACCCGCCCUUGGGUCUAACGCUACAUCUCAAACAACGGCCAAAACGUCAUUUACAUUUGGUCUUCCACCCAAAGAGGCUACUAAUACAUCCGAAAAUAAGCCAAUUGCUUCCAGUCUCUUCGGCACAGUAGCUACCGAAACCAAAGAUCAGCAGCAGGAUAUACCCAAACCAUCUUUUUCAUUUGGUCAGUCCACUUCCCCAGCACAGAAUGGUUCCGAGGAUAAAACGCCUAGUUUCACGUUUGGCAGCUCCAGCGCCUCUAAAGAUCCUAGCACGACAGGUGGAAACAAAGGCUCUGAAGACUCAUCCAAACCUAAACCUUUCACAUUUGGAAAAUCUGUAACCACGGAGAAGGCCAAUGGCGAGAAGACUAUACCCUCGUUCUCGUUUGGUCAGAAGCCCUUAUCACAAUCAGGAAACGGAGAGAAGACAAUUCCCUCUUUUUCGUUCGGUCAGAAAAAAGACACGUCCUCAGAGGACGGGGAGAAGCCCAAACCCACAUUCUCUUUCGGUUCCUCUAACGCGUCUACAGCCCCAAGUUUCAGCUUUGGCAAACCAGCAGAAUCCACGGGAGCUCCCUCUGGUGGUUUCAAAUUCAACUUGCCGUUCUCCUCGGCGCCCUCAUCAAAUCAACCCCCAAAGACAGAAGCCAUCAAAAAAGUUGAAGAUUCUCCGGCAGUUGAAAAUGAGCCUGAAGUAGAAGAUUCAAAAGGUAUCAGCAUGACGAAUGGCGAGGAAGGCGAAGAAUUGCUGUUUUCCAAGCGUGCCAAACUAAUGGUCAUCAAUCCCGAAACUAAGGCCUACGAUUCCCGCGGUGUAGGAGAACUGAAACUCCUACGGAACAAGGACGACAAAACCAAGACCAGAAUCCUUUGCAGAUCUGAUGGUAUGGGCCAUGUACUUUUGAACACGAGCGUGGUCAAAACUUUUCAAUAUGCGGCAGCCGAUGCCGACAAAGAAAACUUUAUAAAAUGUCCUAUCAUUAACGGAGAAGGAAAGCUCGAAAACUACAUGAUUCGCGUUAAACAAAAAGCAGAUGGUCGUCAAUUUUGUAAUUCUAUCAAAGAGGCACAAGAUAGCAUGUAA
Molecule: messenger RNA, 2055 nt
Organism: Lachancea dasiensis
Lineage: Eukaryota; Fungi; Ascomycota; Saccharomycetes; Saccharomycetales; Saccharomycetaceae
Source: the annotation of a GenBank genome assembly